ACUGGCUGGGGGAGCGAGCGAAGCGCCUUUGGAAAUUUCCACCCAUUUGGCUGAGUUUACUGACGUAUGUGAGAAAAUCAAAAGGUUACAAAUCACGUCAAACACUCCUGGACUCAUGUGUGGUCACUAUAAUUACUUUGUGUUUCCUGCAUUGUGAAACGGAUUUGUUUCUUGUUGUUCUCUAAUUAGUCAUAAUCAACUCAUGGACUAUAUCUAUGUAGUAUAACUAUACUGAACAAAAACAGAAAUGCAACAUGUAAAGUGUUGGUCCCAUGUUUCAUGAGCUGAAAUGAAAGAUCUCAGAAAUGUUCCAUAUGCACAAAAAGCUUAUUUCUCUCAAAUGUUGUGCACCAAUUUGUUCACAUCCCUGUUAGUGAGCAUUUCUCAUUUGCUAAAAUAAUCCAUCCACUUGGCAGGUGUGGCAUAUCAAGAAGCUAAUUAAACAGCAUGAUCAUUACACAGGUGCACCUUGUGCUGGGGACAAUAAAAGGCCACUCUAAAAUUUUCCGUUUUGUCACACAACAUAAUGCGACAGAUGAAACUGUGGGUUUGCAAAACAAAGAAUUAUCAGAAACCAUCUCAGGGAAGCUCAUCUGCGUGCUUGUUGUCCUCACCAGGGUCUUGACUUGAUUACAGUUCAGCGUCGUAACCGACUUCAGUGGGCAAAUGUUCACCUUCGAUGGCCACUGGUAUGCUGGAGAAGUGUGCUCUUCACGGAUGAAUGCCGGUUUCAACUGUACCGGGCAGAUAGCAGGCAGCGUGUAUGGCGUUGUGUGGGCGAGUGGUUGGCUGAUGUCAACGUUGUGAACAGAGUGCCCCAUGGUGGCGGUGGGGUUAUGGUAUGGGCAGGCAUAACCUACGGACAACAAACACAAUUGCAUUUUAUCGAUGGCAAUUUGAAUGCACAGAGAUACCGCGAUGAGAUCCUGAGCCCCAUUGUCGUGCCAUUCAUCCGCCACCAUCACCUCAUGUUUCAGCAUGAUAAUGCACGGCCCCAUGUCACAAGGAUCUGUAUACAAUUCCUGGAAGCUGAAAAUGUCCCAGUUCUUCCAUGGUCUGCAUUUUCACCAGACAUGUCACCCAUUGAGCAUGUUUGGGAUGCUCUGGAUCAACGUGUACGUGUACGACAGUGCGUUCCAGUUCCCGCCAAUACCCAGCAACUUCGCACAGUCAUUGAAGAGGAGUGGGACAACAUUCCACAGGCUAGAAUCAACAGCCUGGCCAACUCUAUGUGAAGAAGAUGUGUCGCGCUGCAUGAGGCAAAUUAUGGUCACACCAGAUACUGCCUGGUUUUCUGAUCCACGUCCCUACCUUUAUUUUAAGGUAUCUUUGACCAACAGAUGCAUAUCUGUAUUCCCAGUCAUGUGAAAUCCAUAGAUUAGGACCUAAUGAAUUUAUUUCAAUUGACUGAUUUUCAUAUAUGAACUGUAACUCAGUAAAGUCUUUGAAGUUGUUGCAUGUUGCGUUUGUAUUUUUGUUCAGUUUAGUCAUAAUCAACACACGGACUGUAUCUAUCUAGUAUAACUAGUAUUUCUUAUCUAGUUUGACAGUUAGUAGGCCUACAUUGUUGUUUGCUGAAUAACAAUGUCCUGUAGUAUACUGUAUCUAUACGACCCUGGCCUAGCUUUGGUACUGUUGUCACCCCUCCCCUACUCUUGUUUUGAAAAAUCUCUCCAUCCAACCAGAGCCACCUCUCUACACAAGCUGUUUGACUGAGCGUAUAGGUAUAUAUAUAUAUAUCUACCCUGUCCCCUCCUUUCCUUCCCUCCUCCCCCCACACUCAUCUCACCACUCGCUCUCGCCUGAUUGACUGUGUGAGACAAAUUAGGCUUCUGAAAUGAUCAACAAAUUUGACAGUGUUCUGUUGGCCCAGAAGAAGUUUAUCUACCACUAUAAGAACAUGCGCUGGGCCAAGGGCCGACAUGAAACCUACCUGUGCUUCGUGGUCAAGAGGCGGGUGGGACCAAACUCACUCUCCUUCGACUUUGGACACCUGCGCAACCGGUCCGGCUGUCAUGUUGAGCUGCUGUUCCUGCGCCUCUUGGAAGCAGGUGCCCUGUGUCCAGGCCUGUGGGGUUAUGGAGCUCCAGACAGUGUGGGACUGUGUUACUCUGUCACCUGGUUCUGUUCCUGGUCCCCCUGCUCAGACUGCUCCUACAGGCUGGCCCAGUUCCUCAGCCAGACCCCCAACCUCCGCCUCAGGAUCUACGUCUCCAGGCUCUACUUCUGUGACCCGGAGGACAGCAGUGCGAGAGAGGGUCUCCGCAUGCUGCGGAGAGCCGGGGUGCAGAUCACUGUCAUGAACUAUGAAGACUAUUUCUACUGUUGGCAGACUUUUGUAGCUUGCAGACAGCGUGUGUUUAAGGCCUGGGACGGACUGCAUCAGAACUCUGUUCAACUGGCCAGGAAACUUAACGAAAUCCUGCAGCCUGGUGAGGCAGAAGAUUGGGGAGAUGCUUUCGAGCUACUUGGACUGUGAUUCACCUCUAUCCCUGUCAUAUACCCUGAUAUGGAGCUGUUUAUUUCUGCUCCUCCCACUGGUGCUACCUGUCAAUGUUAUACUGUAAAGAUCACUUUAAUCUAUCAUUGUAAAAGUAAAUAAUAAUAACUGAAAUAGGUCAACUGUACAACUCAAUAAUGUGUUUAUAUAUUGUUAUUUAAUCCAUGGGAUUUACAUUUUUACCCUUUGUAGCAUUAUUACUGUCUUGUAACACAUUCAUUAAA
Molecule: messenger RNA, 2724 nt
Organism: Salvelinus fontinalis (brook trout)
Lineage: Eukaryota; Metazoa; Chordata; Actinopteri; Salmoniformes; Salmonidae
Product: single-stranded DNA cytosine deaminase-like
Exons: 5
Coding region: 1838-2479 (213 amino acids)
Biological process (GO): cytidine to uridine editing
Cellular component (GO): cytoplasm; nucleus
Molecular function (GO): cytidine deaminase activity; zinc ion binding; RNA binding
Source: RefSeq, a predicted model, not a curated record